AUGCAGGCCAUGGAGCCGGCCGCGGCGGAUUUUUACGAGGAAGACGGCAAGGACCUCGACUUCUACGACUUCGAGCCGCUCCCCACUCUGCCCGAGGACGAGGAGAACGUGUCCCUGGCCGACAUCCUCUCCCUGCGGGACGGCGGCCUCAGCGAGCAGGAGGCCUGGGCCGUGUGCCUGGAGUGCAGCCUGUCCAUGCGGAGCGUCGCCCACUCAGCCCUCUUCCGGACGCUCUGCAUCUCGCCCGACACCCUGGCCUUCAACACCAGCGGCAACGUGUGCUUCAUGGAGCAGCUCAGCGACGACCCCGAGGGUGCCUUUGUCCCCCCGGAGUUUGACGUGACCGGGAACACCUUUGAGGCGCACAUCUACUCCCUGGGGGCCACGCUGAAGGCCGCCCUCGAGUACGUGGCGGAGCCGGAGCCCAGGCUGAGCCAUGACCUGGAGGCACUGCUGGACCAGAUGCAGGCGGAGGACCCUAGGGACCGGCCGGACCUCGAGAGCGUCAUCGCGCUGUGCGAGGAGAAGAUGCAGCUGGCCUCCUCCUGCCGCCUGUGCCGCAGCCUCUCGGCCGCCGGGAGGAGGGUGCUCUCCAUCGAGUCCUUCGGGGCGUUCCAAGAGGUCAGCGAGAGUGCCUGGAGGGGGAGACCGGCUCCCAGGGGCCCAGGGCCCAGGAGGCAGCCGGGGGAGCUCAGCCCUGGCCCGGAGGCCCUGCUCACCCCCCAGGGCCGGCCGCAGACCCCGGCCUGCGACCCCCGGGCCCUGCCCUGCAAGCGCCCACUGUCGCCGCCCGUGAGAAACGGAGAGAGCCACCGCCGGGAGGGGCUGGCCAGCCUCAUCCUGGAGGCCCAGCGCCCCGCAGAGAGGGGCCGCCUGCGGAAGGUGCAGACGGUCCCCCGGCUGCUGCCCGACGGCCCCGAGGUCAGCGCCCUCGGCCUGCCGCUGACCGGCCUGAAAAACCAGCUGCCCGCGUCUGACUUCUUCCCGCCGGACCUCAGGAAGGCCGUCCCUGAAGGGAAAAACAGCCUUGCCGGCUUCAAGGCCCAGCCCAAGACCAGGCUGCAGCCGGGGCAGGAGCCCGAACCCCAGCAGGAAGGGGCUCGAGGGGCGGGUCCCAGUGGGGACGGGGAGACCGAGGCGCCCGGCCAGGGCCCCGUGACGCAGCGCCGCCCGCCCCACGCUGAGGACACCGAGGAUGCAGGCCGGGCCCCGGGGGCCGACGGGAAGGCUGCAGAAAGAGCCGGGGAGCCGGGAGGCGCGGCCGCCGAGCAGGGCGUCUCCCUGCAGGACCUGCUGUCCAAGCUGGGCCGGCCCUUCAAGGAGUACGAGCUCUGGGCCCUGGCCCACGCCUGCCUCAGCGCCCUGCGCGCCCCCCGCCAGCACCCAGCCUGCCUGUGUCCGGACUCCGUGCUGGUGGCCGAGGACGGGGCUGUGCUCUUCGGGGCCCCCGCUGCCGACGGCACAUCCAACUCCUUCUUCCUGGCCCCUGAGGUUGCAGAGCAGAAGCUGGUGACUGAAAAGGCCUCGGUGUACUGUGUGGCCGCAGUGCUGUGGACAGCGGCCAAGUUCAGUGUCCCCCGCGACCACAAGCUGGCCCUGCCACGCAGGCUCAAGACCCUCCUGCUGGAAAUGGCCAGGCGCAGCGCCCAGGAGCGGCCGUCGGUGGCCGAGGCCAUCAAGGUGUGUGGCAGUUACCUCCUUCAGCGAGGAAUGGACAGCAGGAAGAUUCUAGCCCACCUGAGGGCGUCGACCUGCAAGGUCGACCAGGAGGAGGAGACCAUCAGCCUCCAAAACGCAUUUCCGGCGCUGGAACUGACCCCCGGCACAGCGCCCAACCCCAGGCCCAGCUCAGGCGCCGUGCAGGUUGGCAGCGACGCCAGACUCACGGCCGUGCAGGGGCCUGUGCCCGCCCUGCCCGCCGGCCGCGAGGGGCCCGUGGAGCUGCCCGUGGCUUUCGCCUCCCCAGCCACGCCCUUCAGGCCCAUCGUCCUCGCGCCAGGAGCCGGUGUGGCCAGGGACGCGCCUGCCGGGUCCUCAGGGCCGGCAGAGGGGCCAGAGCCGACGAAAGGCAGGCGAGAUGUGGACGGGGACGUGGACGGGAAGAAGGCUCCUGAGGGCCAGGCCGUGGCCACCAGCUUGGAGACGCCUGACCAGCUGGCGCCUGGUCCCGGGUCAGGGGGCCCAGCCCCAGGACCCUCCGGAGCAUUGGUGCCAAGGGGGUUGGCCUCGGGGGGCGCCUGCCCCCCAGCUCCUGCCUCAUCAGUGAUGCCCCCAUCCUCUGCCCCAGCCCCACCCCCAAAGGCGCAGGAGCCGGUCGCACCUGGACAAUCUUCCAGUGGCCUCGGGCCCCGCACCCCAGGGCCCGCCGCAGCCCCCCAGGGCCCGCUCCCCCCAGCCAAGCCACCCAGGAGCAGGGCCGCCAAGGGCCCCAGCCAGGAGCCCCAGGGCCCCCCGUCCAUCCCCCUCAGCCCCUCCCGGGCCGACAUGAGUCCAGGCGGCCCCAGGGGCGCCCCAGACAGUCUCCCCGAGCGACCCCGGCCGGCAGACCGCAAGCUGCGUCCACCAGGGGCGGACGCCUCGCCCGCCCCGAAGAGCGUGGCCUGCCCAUCCCUGCAGGAGGCCACGCGCCUCAUCCAGGAGGAGUUCGCCUUCGAUGGCUACCUGGGCAACGGGCUGGAGGCGCUGAUCAUGGGGGAGUACAUCCACGCCCUGAGGGACCUCACCUACGCCACCUUCUGCGGGGCUGUCGCCGAGAAGUUCUGUGACCUCUACUGGGGGGAGAGGCUGCUGCAGAGUCUUUUCCAAGUGGUGAACGGGCCGGCGCCGCCCCCCAAGGGCGCUUCGGAGGAGGCAGCAUCACAGCCCGAGGCCAGCGGCCGGGCCGGCACACCCAGCGGCUGCUCGCCCUCCAGCCACCGGCCCGCGCUGCAGGAAGCAGGGGAGGACACGCCGGCCACUCGCGGCAGCAGGCCCCUGUGCCCGCCCCCCUCGCUGUCCGAGGUUGACUCAGACGAGCUGUCCCGAGGGAACUUGGAGGUGGGAUUCCGGCCUCAGACGUCAGUGAAAGCCGAGAGGGAGCACCUGCCCGAGGCCGGAGAGGACCGGCGGCCGGUGGUGGGCGCAGAGCCGGCCAGAGGGGCCUCGGACGUGGAGGCCAUGGCGCGGCUGGCCGGGCCCGAGAAGGGGGGCCCGGCUAUGAGCCCAGGCCCGGCCGAGUUCCAGAGCUGCAGCCCCGGCUGGAGCAGCGCCUUCUACGAGGCCGACUGCUUCGGCACCGACAUCCACAACUACGUGAGGGAGCUGGGCGGGCGGAAGGCCGGCGGGGCCCCCGACGCCUCCAGUCUGGAGCUCGAGCAGCAGCUCAUGAUGGAGCAGAGGACCUACCGGAAGACCCUCAAGUUCUACCAGAAGCUCUUACAGAAGGAGAAGCGGAGUAAAGGCUCCGAGGUGAGGAUGAUGCUGUCCAAACUGAAGGGGCAGCUGGAGGAAACGACAUCCAAGGUGCAGUUCCUCGGGCUGGUCAAGAAGUACCUCCAGGUCCUGCACGCGGAGCAGUGGGGCCUGGAGCCCUGCGCCCUGCCCCUGCUGGUGAACGUGGCCGCGGCCCACUGCGGUGCGCCCGACUUCAGCCCCCUGGACGAGUCCUCCUCCCUCAUCUUCUACAACGUCAGCAAGCACCCGCGCGGCGGCAGGCAGCGCAAGGCCCGCGUCCUGCAGGCAGGCACCCCGCUGGGGCUCAUGGCCUACCUCUACUCCAGGGACGCCUUCCUGGAGGGCUACGUGCAGCAGUUCCUGUACACCUUCCGCUACUUCUGCACGCCCCAGGACUUCCUGCACUUCCUCCUCGACCGCAUCAGCAGCACCCUGGGCAGGGCCCAGCAGGACCCCACCUCGACCUUCACCAAGAUCUACAGGCGCAGCCUCUGCCUGCUGCAGGCCUGGGUGGAAGACUGCCACGCCGUGGACUUCUCCGGCAACGCCGGGCUGCGGGCAGGGCUGGCGGACUUCGUCUCCUCCAAGAUCCUGCCCCUGGACGGCUCCGCGGAACGCCUGCUGGGCCUCCUGGAGGCGGGCGCCGACCGGCGGGCCGAGGGCGGCCCCCGCGGCCCCGACACGGAGGACCCCAGGCCGGCCGAGGAGGACGCCGGGCCCCUCAACGCCCUCUGCAAGAGGCUCUCGGAAGACGGCAUCGCCCGCAAGAGCUUCCCCUGGAGGCUGUCCCGAGGCAACGGGCUGGCACUGCCCCACCACAAGCAGCGCCAGUACAGCAUCGCGUCCGCCCUGCCCAAGCCCUGCUUCCUCGAGGACCGCUGCAGCCCCUACGCCAAGGCCAGCGAGAAGGGGCCCUACUUCCUGACCGAGUACAGCACCCACCAGCUCUUCGCCCAGCUGACGCUGCUGCAGCAGGACUUGUUUCAAAGGUGCCAUCCCGUCCACUUCUUAAACUCGCGGGCCCUGGGCGUCAUGGACAGGAGUGCGGCCAUCCCCAAAGCCAGCUCCUCCGAGUCUCUGUCGGCCAAAACCUGCAGCUUGUUCCUGCCCGACUACAUCCAGGACAGGUACCUGCUGCAGCUCCUACGCAGCGCAGAUGACGUCAGCACCUGGGUGGCUGCGGAGAUCGUCACCAGCCACAGCGCCAAGUUGCAGGUGAACCUGCUGUCCAAGUUCCUGCUGAUCGCGAAGCUGUGCUACGAGCAGAGGAACUUUGCGACGGCCAUGCAGAUCCUGGACGGCCUGGAGCACCCCGCCGUGCGGCAGUCCCCGGCCUGGAGGAUCUUACCCGCAAAGAUUGCCGAGGUCAUGGAGGAGCUGAAAGCUGUGGAGGUGUUCCUGAAGAGCGACAGCCUGUGCCUGAUGGAGGGGCGCCGCUUCCGGGCCCAGCCCACCCUGCCUGCGGCCCGGCUGCUGGCCAUGCACAUCCAGCAGCUGGAGACCGGGGGCUUCACCAUGACCAACGGGGCGCACAGGUGGAACAAGCUCAGGAACAUCGCCAAGGUGGCGAGCCAGGUGCACGCCUUCCAGGAGAACCCCUACACCUUCGCCCCUGACGCCAAGCUGCAGUCCUGCCUGAGGCAGAGGAUGGCGAGGUUCAGCGGUGCCGACGUGGCCCUCUUGGCUGCUGAUAGCAGGCCCGGCAGCCGCCAGGCUGCCAGCGAGAAGCAUUCUCGGAAGAUCCAGGACAAGUUACGGAGAAUGAAAGCCACGCUCCAGUGA
Pteronotus mesoamericanus is the source of this 5214-nucleotide messenger RNA. It is a transcript of the gene KNDC1, whose product is annotated as kinase non-catalytic C-lobe domain containing 1. Gene Ontology annotation, biological process: regulation of dendrite morphogenesis; small GTPase-mediated signal transduction. Gene Ontology annotation, molecular function: guanyl-nucleotide exchange factor activity. The transcript is spliced from 30 exons. Bases 1 to 5214 code for a protein of 1737 amino acids. Gene Ontology annotation, cellular component: neuronal cell body; dendrite; guanyl-nucleotide exchange factor complex. The record is from RefSeq and is a predicted model, not a curated record. NCBI's taxonomy places the organism in Eukaryota, Metazoa, Chordata, Mammalia, Chiroptera, Mormoopidae.